Molecule: messenger RNA, 1349 nt
Organism: Guyanagaster necrorhizus
Lineage: Eukaryota; Fungi; Basidiomycota; Agaricomycetes; Agaricales; Physalacriaceae
Exons: 6
Coding region: 147-1349 (400 amino acids)
Source: RefSeq, a predicted model, not a curated record
CAUCAUCAAGUCCGACGUAUAUCAACUACCAAAUUGACCUCGAUUCGUCACCAUUUGUAUGGCCAACUCGAAGCAUCCGACUUCGACACCUUCUCUUUUCCGACUCUACACCCUCGCAUGCUGGCCGCAGUGAAUGAGGACUCACUAUGUCAGUGAGAGAAGACGCGGCAAGAAGACUUUGGGGCGCCAACAUUCAGGACGACCGGGCUCGCGAUGAAACAUCCAUCGUCUACAAAUGCCCCUGGAUAAUGUUACGAUACGACGAGAGACUUGAUGGACGGGGGUACUCAAGUCUUGGCGAUUGUAGCAAAUCAGGCCCAUAUUUCUGUCCUUCGAGUACCCCUUCUUCUGCAUUGAAAUUCCUCGUCACAAUGAACUCGGAAAUCCCGCUGAAAGCCCGUGUCGACAUACGGGAUCAAUGGGACUCGCCCAACGCACCUAUACGCACCUCCAUUGCCGCCCUUCAAAAGACUUUGGGCCACAGGAUCUCCCCGCAUGCCGAAUGGCCAGCUCUAUGGAGCCAACUCAAGGACCGCUUCUCCGAUAAAUCCAAAUUCGUGCCUACCAUCGUCAGCAUCGUCGUUGUCUGGUACGAACGGCUCCUCGGAAGACUGGACAAUGAUGUGUUCGCCGACUGGACAGAAGAACUCCUGUCUGCGCUUGAAGGAGGGGCAUCGUUGCGCAUUGAGCCUGCCCCGCCCAAGGUCACCCGUCCGACCACGACGUGGGACAAGGACAUCCGGUCGUUCCAUCUCGGAAUUCCUAACGCAGACCCGAUGUCCCAGGCGCGUGUAGCCAGCAUGCUUGAUAAAGAUUUUGAUGACUUCUUUGUCGGGACGGCAGGUGUCACAGACGAUCAGGAGGACACAGAAUGGGCACAUGUUCCUCUCACCCAACUUGCUACUGCUACUUCUUCCCGUGCCCAACUUGAAGUACCGCUGGACCUGGCCCCUCCUGAACGACUCCCAGUUCUGAGCUCCCUCUCCCGACCAUCAGAUCUCUUCACGUCGACUGUACCUUAUAUCCUCACCGUCUCUCUCCGUGGCCGCAAAGGCCUCGUCGUACACUGCUCCCAUGAGCCGACUCUCGAGCUCCUGAACGAGUAUCUCAAUAAAUGGACAAAGACCAAUGCCCAUGAUAGUAUGCAUCGCCCCAUCUUCAAGAUCACGCUUGUCGAGUCUGAUUUCUGCUUUGGAAUGAUGGAUACUCUUAUCGUCGAACCCUACAUGACGUACCAUAAUGACGUUAACCCCACAAUCAUCCUCGCGUUUGUUGAGGGCAUCUUUGGGUACAGGAUGGUUUACACUACAGCUGCCGCGUACGACUGGUCCAGAAAACAACUGCAGUAG